Molecule: messenger RNA, 846 nt
Organism: Penaeus vannamei (Pacific white shrimp)
Lineage: Eukaryota; Metazoa; Arthropoda; Malacostraca; Decapoda; Penaeidae
Source: RefSeq, a predicted model, not a curated record
CAUGAGGACCCUCGGAGACAUGGCCCGCGCCUGUUCUAUGGCCCCGGGUGGGUCCCGGCGCGCUCGCCUGGGCCGGGAGGAGGACGUCCCCUGCGUGAAAGGACGUAAAAAGCACCAGUUUAACGUACCAGCGUGGUUUUCGUUUUACUUGCUUGUGAACGCGCUUUCUGUGUUCUGCUGUUACUUGGAAGUGAAUUCGCGAUACAAUGAAAUGGACAAGUGGCAACCCAUAGUCCUCGUCGCAUACCUGGCCCUCGCCUACGCCGCCGUCGGGGCCCUCUUCGACGGCCGCCGCCACGGACCCCGGCUCGAGGUAGCGCGUCUCCUGCUGUUCCUCCUCCUGUCCCGCGCGUACCCCUUGUUCGAGGCCCCCGCGGUCAACCAAGCUCACGCGCUCGUCUUGGCUCUCAGCCUGCUCCUCAGCCCCGCCGUCGCCAGCGCCUCCGCCAGCGGGCAGCGCGGAGGGCGGCGCGGCGGCGGCGGCGGCGGAGAGGAGGAGGAGAAGCCGAGUGACGGAGGACGAGCCGGAUCUCGCCCGAGCGCUCGUGGCUUCGAAGCUUCUCUCCGAGCUCCUGCGUUUCGUCCUGGUUAAAAGACACACACGCACGCACACACACACACACACCACACACACACACACACACACACACACACACACACACACACACACACACACACACACACACACACACACACACACGCACACACACACACACAUACGUUUUUCUUUCUGCUCAUGUCGGCGAACAGAAAACAGGUGAAUGGUAGAGAGGAAGACUUUGACUUUGACUUUGACUUUGACACGUUUAUUGAGACAAAAGUAGAUAUGUAGAAAAGAGAGGGGAU